Molecule: messenger RNA, 1944 nt
Organism: Fusarium pseudograminearum CS3096
Lineage: Eukaryota; Fungi; Ascomycota; Sordariomycetes; Hypocreales; Nectriaceae
Exons: 2
Coding region: 1-1944 (647 amino acids)
Biological process (GO): nucleoside transmembrane transport
Cellular component (GO): membrane
Molecular function (GO): nucleoside transmembrane transporter activity; symporter activity
Source: RefSeq, a predicted model, not a curated record
AUGACUGUCCAAGAACACAACCCAGACCCUGCUCUUGAGCCGGCGCAUCAACACCUCCAUGAGCAUCACCACCACUCUCCCCGCGCCGCCCACGACAACGCUACUUACACCACCGGCACCAACCCCGAUGGCUCAAUCGUUCCUCCCCAGCAACACCAGCACCGCAACUCGCUCGACGAAAAGCUCGCUGCGGACAACAAGAACCACGUUGCCACGCCCCCUGACUACAGCGACCACGAGAAGAACGAAGCCGGUGUGAUCGAUGCCUCUGCUGGCACAAACAGUGAGCGCAGUCGCCCCAUUGGCUGGCGCGCAAAGAUUGGCCCUAUCUACCGAUACCGAAGACCAUUGACUCAUCUCGUCAUCUUUUGCAUUACCACCGCUUGGUGGGUUGCUUCCCUCGUCUUGCACCACGACGACAAGAACUGGGUUGUUCCCUUCCUUGUCUGGCUCGCCAUUACUCUUCGUCUGUUCUUCUGGCAUGUCCCCAGUCGCUACAUCUCCAAUGCUAUCAAGUUCGUCUGGGCCAGGACCGCUGUCGUCGUCUACGACAUGAUCCCUGCCAAGUUCCGCACUCUUGUCGGUGCCAGUGUCGCUGUCGCUGCUAUUCUCGUCGGAUCUUUCGUCUCAGAAGAAUCCGAAGACAACACCCGCGAGAACCGUGCCGUCAGUCUCUGUGGCAUGGCCGUCUUCAUCUUCAUCCUCUGGGUCACUAGUCGCGACCGCAAGGCUAUCAACUGGCGCACUGUCAUCGGCGGCAUGCUGACCCAGUACAUCAUUGGUCUCUUUGUCCUGCGAACUGGUGUUGGAUACGACAUCUUCAGCUUCAUCGGCUACCGUGCUGCCGAUCUUCUUGGCUUCGCCAGAGAUGGUGUCGCUUUCCUCACCAACCCUGAUGUCGCUGCCACCACAAACUUCUUCUUCAGCGUCAUCCCCGCCAUCAUCUUCUUCAUCUCCCUCGUCCAGGUCCUGUACUUUAUCGGUUUCAUCCAGUGGUUCAUCAUCAAGUUCGCCACCUUUGUCUUCUGGGGUCUUGGAGUUUCUGGUGCCGAAGCCGUCGUCGCUGCUGCUACCCCCUUCAUCGGCCAGGGUGAAUCUGCCAUGCUUGUCCGACCUUUUGUUCCUCACAUGACAAAGGCCGAGCUUCACCAGAUCAUGACUUGUGGUUUUGCCACCAUCUCUGGAUCUACACUUGUCGGAUACAUCGGACUUGGUCUGAACCGUGAGGCUCUCGUGUCCUCGUGUAUCAUGUCCAUCCCCGCCUCUCUGGCCAUUUCCAAGAUGCGAUACCCCGAGACCGAGGAGACCCUCACAGCUGGUCGCGUUGUCAUCCCCGACGAUGACGAGCACAAGGCCGAGAAUGCUCUCCACGCUUUCGCCAACGGUGCUUGGCUAGGUAUCAAGAUUGCCGGUACCAUCAUCACCUCCCUACUCUGCAUCAUCGCCUUUGUCGCCUUCAUCAACGGUAUCCUCACAUGGAUCGGCAGCUACAUCAACCUUCGCGGCGACUACGAUCUCACUCUGCAGCUGAUUCUGGGUUACCUCUUGUUCCCCGUUUCUUUCCUGCUCGGAGUUUCUCGCACCAACGGCGACAACCCCACUGGAGAUAUUCUCCCUGUCGCGCGUCUCAUUGCCCAGAAGAUCAUCACCAACGAGUACAACGCUUUCACCGACCUCACCACCAAGGACCCCACCUCCCAAUACUACGGCAUGUCCCCUCGAUCCCAGCUCAUCGCCACCUACGCUCUCUGCGGUUUCGGCAACAUUGGUUCUCUCGGUAUCCAGAUUGGUAUUCUCAGCCAGCUCGCCCCCACUCGCGGUGGUGACGUUGCCCGUCUUGCCGUCUCUGCCCUGAUCUCCGGUGUCCUGGCCACCCUUACCUCUGCCAGUGUCGCUGGUCUCGUCGUCACCAACCAGCUGUCCGACUUUACCACCAGCCAAUAA